AGCUCGGUGACCCUUUAAAAUGAGGUAAACGCCUGCGCAGUGCGGUAUGUUGGUGCUGGUGAGCGCGGGGCCAGUGUUGGUGCAGUGGACAGCUAGAAUGUGUGUGCAGCCUGGGCUGCCGCAUUGGAAAGACUUGCAACGGUUAAUUUCACAGGGACAUUAACCGCAUGCUGCCACAGCACCGACGUCCGGUCGUCCCGCUGUGCAGAUCUGAAUUGUAUCAUCACUUCAUUAUCUGCGAUUAAAGGAAGAGACAGUUACAGAUACCAUCGAGGGCGGAGACUUGGGAGCUGACAGGGAGAUGGAUCAGUGCGGGGAACGAAUCUUCGAAGUAAAAACCCAAAUAUAAGUUUCAUUUAAAACAAAUGAGAAACGGGAAAGCAGACCCGAAAGUUCUUGUGAUUUCGCGGAAAAAAUAUCUUCGCGAGGAAGGAGAAAGAGCAAACUGUAAUCGACCAGGCAAAUGGUUCGCACGAGCAGAGUUUUUCUUGGACUUUGAAAAGGCAGGAUCAGCGAAAGGUUCGGGACAUAACGGUACUUCUGAAUGGCUGAGUCUGCCGGCCCUUUCCGAGUUGCAACGAAUCGAAUGCAUGAGUUGUCCAGGCUGCUGGCGGCAAAACUAGAGGGAAGCAAUGGAAAAUCGGCUGGGAGGCAGGCUGCUGAGUGUAACAGUUCUGCACGAAUACAUUGGGAGCAGAGUGUAUGAGGUUGCAUUGACUGCAUCUGUUCAAGAGAUCAAGGAGUUAAUCUUUGUGGAAACGGAUUUCCCUGCUUCUGAACAGCGGCUGAUGCACAAUGGGAAAGAGUUGGAAGACUCGAUACAGGUUGGGAGUUUGUUACAGUCUGGGACGCACAAGAUUAAUUUGACUUUGCAAGGAAGAGGCCUGAAAGGAGGAGGCAGGUUUGGUCAAACAACACCACCACUUGUGGAUUUUCUCAAGGACAUUUUGAGAAGGUAUCCUGAGGGAGGGCAGAUUCUUAAGGAACUGAUACAAAACGCUGAAGAUGCUGGAGCUACUGAGGUGAAGUUCUUGUACGAUGAAACUGAAUAUGGAACAAACUCGCUCUGGUCAGAUCUGCUGAAGGAAUAUCAGGGAUCAGCUUUGUACUCGUAUAAUAAUGCAGUAUUUACCCCAGAGGAUUGGCAUGGAAUUCAGGAAAUAGCAAGAAGCAGGAAAAGAGAUGAUCCCUUGAAAGUUGGUCGCUUUGGGAUUGGUUUCAAUUCUGUCUAUCAUGUAACAGAUGUGCCUUGCAUAUUUAGUGGGACUCAGAUUGGAAUGUUGGAUCCCCAUCAGUCACUUUUUGGAUCCUGUGAAUCAGGUCAAAGUUGGAAUCUAACAAGCGAUCGAGAUGAAAUUAAUGAAUACCCAGACCAAUUUGCACCAUUCAUUGGAAUUUUUGAUAGCACCAAAGAAACUUUUAAAGACGGCUUCUUUCCUGGCACCAUUUUCAGAUUCCCUCUCCGUAAGAAGCCAUCCUAUGUGAGCAGCAAUGUUUACAAUAAAGAGAAAGUUCUUGAGUUGUUUGAGUCAUUCAAAGCAGAUGCCAGCUCUGUUUUGCUUUUCCUUAAAAAUGUGCAAAGUGUGACGUUGUACAGCAGGGAAUCCAGUGGGACAGAGCGAAUGCUUUUUAGGGUGAAUGCCUCUGAGGGUAAGGAGCUGAAGCAUGAGAGGCCAAACUCCUUAAAGAUCCUAAGGACUGCUGCAGAUCGGUACUGCAGUAAUAUUCCAAACCACAGUGUGACAUGUGUGACCUACCAUGUGGACAUAAUGACAGAAGAUGUAACCUCAAAGGAAGUAAAUGAAAUGUCCUGGCUCGUCUGCAGCAGUAUUGGCGGCAGAGGAAUGUGCAAUGAACUAGAUUGUUUGGCUGAAGACUUGAAGUACAUUCCCAAUAUUGGCAUUGCCAUGCCUCUCCUUGGUAGAGAGGAAGUGAAAGGGGCUGAGGCUGAGUUCACAGGGCGAGCAUUCUGCUUUCUUCCUUUACCUCCAGGGGAAGAAAGCAAGACUGGUUUACCGGUGCACAUCAGUGGUUUCUUUGGACUGACGGAUAACAGGAGAAGUAUUAAGUGGAGAGAAGUGGACCAGUGGAGAGACCCUGCUGCUCUAUGGAAUGAGCUCCUAGUUAGUAACGUAGUUCCAAAAACGUAUGCCACCCUCAUUCUAGAAGCUAUAAAACGAAUGCAGACUGGAAAAGAUCAAGAUUCUCCAUUAACUCCCGAAGCAAUUCACAAAGUAUGGCCUGAUAUUAACAAAAUCCGUGUACACUGGAAGCCAAUUUUAGAGCCUCUCUUUAAGGAACUGAUUCAGCAUCCUGUUAUCUAUUCAAUAAAUAACCGCUGGGUGAAAGUUGACUCGGUUUAUUUCUGUGAAAUGGACAUCAGCAGUGAUUGCACAGAGCCUGUGCUCAACUUCCUCACGAAGGUGGGAGUGCAGAUAGCUCAAGUACCUGCAAAUGUCUCCAGUGCUGUGCAGGCCUUCAGUUCUGAUGCAAGGAACCUAAAGAAAGUCAGUCCUACUCUAGUACGGCAGAUGAUUAGGAAAUUUCGACACCGAGGCAGUGUUGAGGAGAAACUUCAACUUCUGGAGUACAUACUGAGUGACCGCAACUUUGGAGAAUUGAUUGGAUUGGAGCUACUUCCUCUACAGAAUGGAAGCUUCAAAUGUUUUGACUCCUCUGCAACAGACAAGGAUGCUAUUUAUAUCACCACAGAUGAUCAUCCUCGAUCACUUUUUCCCGGACUGGAAGGGAGAUUUCUAGCUGAAAAUUUGAAGCCAUCUCUCCUGUCUGCCCUGAGGGAAGCUGCGGAAAGCCGAGGUCGACUCUGUACACAACUGCAGUUGCUGACUCCCGAACGUUCUGCACGUCUUAUCAAAGAAAUGAUGAAUGCCUGCUGGCCUGGCAGAGAGAUGAUGGUGCAGUGGUCACCAGGAAGCCCAGAGAGGAAGCAUCCACCAAUGUCUUGGCUGACAACAGUAUGGAGAUAUCUAUAUCAUAACUUCCCUGAAGACCUAACUCUGUUUGAGGAGUUGCCACUGAUCCCGAAGAUGCCUUUGGAUGAAUCCCAAAGCACAGUCAAGCUUUUACGCCUCCGAUCUCCUUCUCCCAUAAUCUUGGAAUCUGAAAAUGAAACACAGCUCCCUGAGUUUCUAGCCGAUGUCAUUGAGAAGCUUGGUGGAGUUGCCAUUAAAGAGCUAGACCCAUGUUUGCAGCACCCCCUUAUGAAAAAGUACAUCCAUUCUCCUCUGCCGAGCACCUUGUUGCAGGUCCUGGAUAAUGCACUGCCACAAAAGAUUACCAGUCAGGUCAUGUUGUUGCCCCCAACACAUAAAAUUGCACUUAGGUGUUUCUUAGCUAGUUUGCCAGAAGUUAAUGAGCGAGACAAGAAAAUUCUUCAGGAAUUAAUUAUCUUUAACAAAAUUGAACCAUCCUCUGAGAAAAGUAGCCAAAGUUUUAUUGCAUUGAAAGGAAGUAAAGUCUUGCAUCAUACUGCAAAGCUUCCGCCAGACAUACGGAUGUCCAUUCCUGUAAUACAUUGCACUGAUGAAGCAUCCAUUCGACUAGUUACCUUGCUGAAAGCUGAACAACUAAAGAGUACGGACUGCCUAAAAAUUAUACUGCAGGACAUUGAAAAAGGCUUUUAUUCUAGUAAGGAUGUAACAAAUAUUGUAUCUUGGAUUCUCAUUAAUUUAUCUUUUCUUAAAGAUGAAAAUGCUUUGUUUAUAGAAUGGCUGAAAUCUUUGAAAUUUAUUUCUACCUCUCAGGGAAGAUUACUGUCAGCUAAAGAGUUGUUUGAUCCCAAAAUAGAAACAUUGCAGGAUUUGUUUUAUGCUGAUGAAAAAACAUUGUUUCCACCAGAGAGCUAUACCUCAACUCCAGAUAUUUUACAUGCUCUGAGACAAAUAGGCUUGAAGAAUGAAGAUCAGUUAACUGAAAAAGAACUCAUCCAAGUGGCCAAAAGAAUUGAGGUACUGCAGAGCAGUAGCAAGUUUGAGCAGGAACUGGUUAUCAGAAAAGCCAAGACAUUACUAACAAUUCUUCAUAGACAAAAGACUUCACUGCUUUCUUCUGAAGCAAAGGCAACAUUGCAAAAAAUAAAGUGGGUUCCAGUUUGUAAGAAACGUCCUCUGAAUUACCCACAAUCCCUUGCUUGGAAAGGGGAUGUAUUAACUUUCCACAAGGCUUGUGAAAUGCGGGAUAUAUCUGAUGCAGUAUUAGUUGGCUCUGCCAUGCCUCUUGUGGAGAACAUCUCUGCUGCAGUUAGAAAAUUGCUAGGAUUUUCCACGGAACCCAGCUUGGACCGGGUUUUAGGGCACUUGAAGAAUGUUGUGGAUUGGCACAAUUCCAAGGAUUUCAAUAACGAUGAAUGGUACCAGUUUCAGCAUUUCUUGCUUGACAUUUAUGACUUUAUGCAAGGACAUCUGGAGAAGGAUAAAGAAGGGUUCAAAUCAUUGAUCUUUCCCUGGGUAUGGACGGGGAAGGUCUUUACUGUACCUGGACAUGUAGCUACAAAACCCAUAGAAGAACUUGAUCUGGAGCCUUACCUAUAUAUCCUACCAAAAACAAUGGCAAAAUAUCACAAGCUGUUUACGUUCUUUGGAGCACUGGAAGAAAUAACAACCGAGCACAUCUUCAAUAUUAUUAAGAUUAUCAAACAGAAAAGUGAUGGUGAAAUCACUGAGCAAGAAAGUAAGCAAAACUUACUUCUGGUACUAAACAUCUUAAGGUGGCUGUACAUCAAUCAAAUCACGGUUAAUGCUGAUACUUCAAUACCUAUUCAUUACAGUAAAGAUCCCAGCAAGCUGGUAAUGGAGCCCAUUAAGAACUGUAGUUACUGCGACAUCAAGGUGGAUGACCUCAGUGACUUGCUUGAUGAUUCAUUAGAACCCAUUAAUUUGGUGCAUGAGGACAUUCCUAUGAAAAUGGCUGAGGCAUUGCAAGUGCCCUGCCUUAGUACGAGGCUCAUUAACCCAGAGAAUUUGGGCUUUGAGCAAUCUGGACAAAGAGAGCCCCUCACUGUGCGAAUCAGAAACAUUCUAGAAGAAUAUCCAUCAGUUGCGGAUAUCUUCAAAGAGCUCUUACAAAAUGCCGACGAUGCUGAGGGAACUGAGUGCAGCUUCCUGAUUGACAUGCGGAGAAACUCGGAUAUCCGGGAAAACCUCCUAGACCCAGGUAUGGCACUGUGCCACGGGCCUGCUCUUUGGUCAUUCAACAACUCUGACUUCAGUGAUGCUGACUUUGUAAAUAUAACCAGGCUUGGUGGAUCCCUGAAGAGGACUGAGGUUGACAAAGUUGGCAAGUUUGGACUUGGUUUUAACUCUGUUUACCACAUCACAGAUAUCCCUAUAAUUUUGAGCCGUGAAUUUAUGAUAAUGUUUGAUCCCAAUAUUAGUCAUUUGGGAAAGCAUAUUCGUGAUAAAACACAUCCUGGGAUAAAAAUUAAUUGGAACAAACAUCAGAAGAGAUUAAGAAAGUUCCCCAAUCAGUUCAAGCCAUUUGUCAAUGUCUUUGGUUGUGAUUUGCCACUGGACAAGGAAAGACCCUUUUGCUAUAUGGGAACUCUUUUCAGACUUCCCUUUAGAGUGGAGGAGGAGGCAUUAGUCAGUGAAAUUAGCAACGUUUCCUAUAAUAUCACUGAUAUUUAUUCUCUUGUAGAUGAGUUCAGUCUGUGUGGCCAUAGGUUGAUUCUCUUCUCUCAGAAUGUCAACACCAUGUUCUUAAAAUACUUAAAAUCAGAAGAAUCUGAUCCUGGCUUUGCACAAAGUCUUAUUGCAAUCAAGAAAAUCUUAUGUUCAUCAAAAGCUGUGACCACACCCAUGAAUAUUUUAAAGGAGGCAGCAAAGUUGAUGAAAACACUUGCCAGUACAAGACAGCUUCCUUCUGAAGCGCCUCGGUGUGCCUGCAUAGUGCAAAUAGUGGUGGAUGAAUUUCUUCAGGUAUUCCGAAGGAUAGUUGAUCUUCAGUCACCUCUGUUCAGACUUCCAGAUGAUGGCGAUUUCUUGGAUUUUUCAGCAAAGAUAGCACACAGCAGGAAGGGAAGUGAAGAGGAACCCCCUGAAAAAAUGACUGAAUCCACAACGUGGCUUAUAUGUUCAUGCAUGGAUACUGAAGAAGCACUGAUGUUUUCACUGCAGGAAAGUGGACGGAGAUUGGGACUUGUCCCUUGUGGUGCUGUUGGUGUUCUUCUAUCUGAAACAGAAGACAAAAAAUGGAGCAUCAAGACAAACGGUAGUGCUUACGGGGAAGUGUUCUGUUAUCUGCCUUUGAGAAUCAAAACAGGAUUACCAGUGCACAUCAAUGGCUGCUUUGCAGUUUCCUCCAAUCGGAAAGAAAUCUGGAAAACAGAUACUAAAGGCAGGUGGAACACCAUCUUCAUGAGGCAUGUGAUAGUUCAGGCAUAUUUGGAAGCACUUGCUGUGUUGCGGGACAUGGCUGUUAAUGCAGAGCUUGUUGAUUACAACUAUUACACAUUAUGGCCUGAUAUUACCUUGGUUCAUGAUGACUUUGCUGUGGUGUGGCAAGGUCUUUAUGAGGACAUAGCCAAAGGAAGAGGAAACAAGCUGACAGAGGUCUUCUCAGAUGGAACUUCCUGGGUUUCCAUCAAAAGCAUAAGGUUCUUGGAUGAUACUUUGCUUCGUAGACCAGUCGUUGGGCCUUUGGCUUUUAGGAUUCUCUUGCAGUUCCUCAAAAAGGCUGAGCCUCAACCACUGUGUGCUGUGGAACUUCCACCUUGGGUUAGAGCUGGCUUUGAAGAAGCAGGCUGCAAGAAUAUAUUACUGGAAAAUACGUUUUCUGAGAAGCAGUUUUUUACAGAGGCAUUUUUCCCAUAUAUUGAAGAGAUAGAGGCUGAGCUUCGUGAUCCAUUAAUGCUUUACAUUCUCGAUGAAAAGGUGUUGGAGCUUUCUGGGCUGCUGCGUACAACCUGUUGUAUUCCAUCGUCAGGAGAACAGCAACUGUUAUCUGUUCCUUCAAGACUCAUUCAUCCUGAGGGUCGAGUUGCUAAGCUCUAUGACAUUAGUGAUGGGAGAUUCCCUUGUGGAACUACACAAGACUACCUGAACCCAGUCCGUCUAGUAAAGCUCGUACAACUUGGCAUGAUCAAGGAUGAUAUAUCCUGGGAAGAUAUACUGGAACGAGCGAUGUCUGUGGCAGCACUAAAUGAAAGUGAUCAUGCAGCAGCCUGCCUCCGGAGCAGCAUCAUACUCAGUUUAAUUGAUGAGAAAUUAAAGUAUCGGGACCACAGAGCUAAAGACUUUGCUGUGAAAUUCCAGUCUGUACCUUUCCUUCCUUUCCUUAAAAAGCCUCCAGGUUUCUCAUUACAUUGGAAAGGAAAUGAUUUUCAACCUGAAACUCUAUUUUCAGCUAAGGAGGUGUACGCACUUGAGUACCAGGAGAUAGUCUGUCUUCUGCACCCGAUUCUAAAUGAAAAUCCUCCCAGUAAAGGGUGCGGUACCCUGUCAUUGAGUGUUAAAGACUUUUUGGGGUUGUUAAAGAAGCCACCUAUUCUUGUAGUGUUAGAACAGCUGAAGAAAGUAGCCACUGGCUUUGAUGGCAUUACUCUUUGCCAAGAGAACAUAACAAAUGCUUGUUACAAAUAUCUUCAUGAAGCCAUGAUGAAGAAUGAAGGUGCAAAAGUGCAGAUCAAUGGGGAACUUGAAAAUUUUGCCUUUGUUCUGGUUGAGAACACUUACGUUGAGUCAGCAAAGGUUGCCUUCCACUUGAAUUUUGAUGCAACUCCCUACCUUUACCAGCUUCCAAACAAGUAUAGGAACAAUUUCCGUGAAUUCUUUGAAAAGCUGGGAGUUCAAUCCUCAUUCACAGUUGAAGACUUUGCAUCAGUCCUUCAGGUCUUAAAAACUGAAUGUGAUCCUGAAUCACUAAGUGAAAAUAAUUUUCAGCUGUGCCGAAGAAUCAUUAGUGAAGGAGUCUGGGGUCUCAUUAGGGAGAAAAAUCGAGAUUACUGCAAGCGAAAAUAUGGAACCCUUUUGUUACCAGACGGUGAUGGGUUUCUUGUUCCAGCUAAAUCUUUGUGCUACAAUGAUUGUCCUUGGAUUAGAGUGCGCGAUAAGAGUGUGAAAUAUUGUCAUCCAGAUAUUCCAAGAGAGGUGGCUGUUAAGCUGGGGGCAUUACCAAAACGUCAUAAAGCCCUAGAGCGCUAUGCUUCCAAUAUUUGUUUCAGUACCCUUGGCAGUGAAUUUGGACAGAAAGAGAAACUGACCAGUAGGAUUAAAAGCAUUCUCAAUGCGUAUCCUUCUGAGAAAGAAAUGCUAAAGGAGUUGCUUCAAAAUGCAGAUGAUGCAAAAGCCACGGAAAUCUACUUUAUAUUUGAUCCCAGGGAGCAUCCAGGAGAUCGAAUCUUUGAUGAGAAGUGGGGACCCCUCCAAGGUCCUGCAGUUUGUGUGUACAAUAACCAGCCCUUCACAGAAGAUGAUAUUAGAGGGAUCCAGAACCUGGGAAGAGGGACAAAGGAAGGGAAUCCUGGCAAGACUGGGCAAUAUGGAAUCGGUUUUAAUUCUGUGUAUCACAUAACCGACUGCCCGGCAUUUAUUUCUGACAACGACGUCCUCUGUAUUUUUGAUCCCCAUGCUAAGUAUGCACCCGGAUCUACCAAUGUCAGCCCUGGAAGGAUGUUCAGAGAUUUAGAUUCAGACUUCAGAAAUCAGUUUCAUGAUGUAUUGAGUCCGUUUUUAGGUAACCUCUUCAAACUGGAAAAUGCUACAAUGUUUAGGUUUCCAAUACGAAAUGCAGAGAUGGCCAAAAUAUCUGAAAUCUGUCAAGUCCCUGUGUCAGAUCAGAUGGUCCAAAAUCUUUUGGACAAAUUGCGUAGCGAUGGAGCUGAGCUCCUAAUGUUUUUAAAUCACAUGGAGAAGAUUUCCAUUUGUGAUAUUGAAAAGACAACAGGGGAACUGAAUGUUCUGUACUCGGUGAAAGCCAAAAUCACAGAUGCCGACAGGCUGAAACGGAAGCAAUUCCAUGCCUCUGUGCUUGAUAGUGUAAAUAAAAGAAAACAGCUCAGCCAGAUACCAGUUCAACAGAUCACUUAUGCUAUGGACAUUGAAGAUUCUGAAGGCAACCUUACAACAUGGUUGGUCUGCAACAGGUCAGGUUUCUCAAACAUGGAGAAAGUUUCAAAGUCUGUUAUUUCAGCUCAUAAAAAUGAAGACAUCACGCUUUUCCCUCGAGGAGGUGUUGCUGCCUGCAUUAGUCAUAAUUACAAAAAGCCUCACAGAGCUUUCUGCUUUCUGCCUUUGUCACUAGAAACGGGUUUACCUGUGCACGUAAAUGGACACUUUGCUUUGGAUUCAGCAAGGAGGAAUUUAUGGCGGGAUGACAAUGGAGUUGGGGUACGCAGUGACUGGAACAAUAACCUCAUGACUACCUUAAUCGCUCCUGCCUACGUGGAACUGCUGGUACAGGUACGGAAGCGCUACUUUCUUGGUUCUGACCCAACAAUAACCGUCUUGCAAAACACACCCAUUCAUGUUAUGAAGGAUUCUUUAAAAAAAUUUCUGACAUUCUUUGCAGCCAACAAGCAGGACAUACAGCCGGAUUGGCAUUGCCUUGUGAGAUCCGUAUAUUGUUGUCUUCAUGACGAUCUCAAGCGUCUUCUUCCAGUAGUCAGGAUACCAAAUGCAGACAGUGGAGAACUGCACCCUACAAUUUUUAUUAGCUGGGUGAAUACAUCCACAGCUAAUAGAAACCGGUCGUUCUUUGAUAAUUUGCUUCAGGAUGAGCUGCAGCACAUGAAAAGUACAGAAUACAACAUUGCAGUACGAAAGACGAUUGCUGAAAACGUUUACAGGCUCAGAAAUUUAUUACUUGAUAUAGGAUUCAACUUGGUUUAUAGCUCGGAUGAGACUUCCAACAUUUACCUCUGUUUUCAGGAAGCUGGGAUUCCAGUCCACUAUGUAACGCCUGCUGAUGUCCGAGAGUUCUUGCACACGUUUACAUCUCCAGAUUCAAGCUGCCACCUUGGAAAGUUGCCCUGUCGACUACAUCAGACUGCACUAAAGCUCUUUCACAAUUUGAAACUUCUGGUUGACUACUGCUUCAAAGAUUCCGAAGAGAAUGAGAUUAGGGUGGAAGGGCUUCCUCUUCUCAUUACUCUGGACAAUGUCGUGCAGGCUUUUGAUGCUAAGCGUCCAAAGUUUCUGACAACUUACCAUGAGUUGAUCCCAUCCCGUAAAGAGCUAUUCAUGAACACACUUUAUAUGAAGUACAAUAAUAUCUUGCUCAACUGUGGUGUUGCAAAAGCUUUUGAUAUAAACAGCUUUGCCGAGCUGCUCUCAUUUGUGCUUCCCAGAGAUUACAGAACAAGAUUUGUUGUGAAAUGGAAAGAAAGUUUUGUAAGUGAACCGUGGUUGAAAAGCUUUUGGCAUUUCAUCAGUGAUGCAAUUUCUGUGAAGGAAGGUGAAGCCGAGAUUGGGCCAACAUUUGAAAUGAUUGUUGAGACAUUGAAGGACUGGGCUUUGUUGCCUGGUACAAAAUUUACUAUUUCCAGCAACAAAAUGCUGGUACCAGAAUGUGAUGUUCUAGUACCACUUAGUUUAAUGCAUGUUUCAAUCUUUCCAACUGGCCAAAAUGAAAAGGUUUUCAGUACGCUGAUGAAAGCUGGCUGUAUUCAAUUCGCAUUGAAUAAAACUUGCUCUAAAGAGAACAUAUUAGUCUCACAGUUGGUUUUACACUUGGCAAAUGUUGAGAGUCCAACUAGCAUUCUGAAGGCUCUCGAUUAUAUGAACCGAACAUCAACACUAAGGACAAAUAAUCUGAAUGACAAUGACUUUGAUGUGCUUCUGAUGUAUUUCAAUUCCAACUUGAAUCAGCUGACUGCUCAAGAAGAUGGUAAGAUUCUGAAAUCAUUGCCUUGUUACAAGGCCAUAAAUGGCACCUAUAUCAGCAUCUUAAAAUAUGGGUCUUGCUUUGUUCUAAGAAAAAACAUUCCUCUAGCUGAAAUUGAAAGAUGGACACUGUCUUCUAACUUUGCAUUUCUUGCAGACAAUCCUCAGUUGAAGGACUUGUAUAGUUUCCUCAACUGUGUUCCCGUGGAUGAUCUUGAGGUGUAUUUGAAGCACUUGCUGCCAAAGUUUGAUAAUCUGACUACUGUGGCUAAGAUCGAGCAUUUGGUGCAUCUGAAGAGAAAACUUUCCAACUUGGACGAAGGUACGCCAAUCAGACAGCAAUUGUUUGAUAAACUUGAAGGCCUUGCAAUCAUUCCUGAUUCGUUCAACCGCCUAAAGCCUACAAAGUGUUUCUAUGACAGGACAGAAAAUGUUUUUAAAGCAAUGUUGCCAGAGAAUGCUUUCAUUUCUCAAGACUUUUUUCGACGACUGGAACAAGUUGAAAAACCCAAGAACCGUGCUGCAUUCCUCACGUCAUGGAUAACGUUCUUUCGAAACAUUGGACUGAAUUACACAGUCUCCCAGCAACAGCUGCUGCAGUUUGCUAAGGACAUUGGAGUUCGAGCUCAGGCAGAGAAUUGGUCCAGAGAAACAAUACAGAACAAAGUUGACGUUCUAUUAAAUCAUAUAUUUCAAGAGAGGACUGAUCUGUUUACCGGAACCUUUCUUAAAGACCUCUCGUUGAUUUCAUUCAUCUACCCAGAACGCGCUUCAGCAGAGCUCUUGAAACUUCAUCCUCAGUAUAAGGAACUAAAUGGGACUCUCUCUCUAAUAUGUUUCAGUGGAGCUCAAGUCAAUCCCAAAUUCAAGCAGACUGACGUUAUGCAAUUAUUGUGGACAUCAUGCCCGGUUCUUCCAGAAAAGGCAACACCUUUGAGUAUUAAGGAGCAGAAAGAUAGCAGACUUGAUAAACAGCAACAGGUAGAGGAACUUCUAGCAAUGUUAAAUGUUAGUCUGGAUCCCCCACCAGACAAAGUCAUUAGUAACUGCAAAAACAUCUGCAACAUUCCAUCUCCAGAAGAUGAUAUGAUUAAAACAAGAGUCAAAGUGUUGCAGAGUACUUAUGAAUUUCUGAAUGCAGAAAAGAAAGAUUUCCGCUCCCAUCUUCGAGGUGUUGCAUUUGUUAUGGUCGAAGAUGGCCGGAAGCUACUUAAACCUGAAGAGGUUGUCAUAAAUCUUGAAAAUGAGUCUGAUUUUAAACCUUACCUGUACAAACUGCCUUUGGAACUUGGCAGCUUCCACCAGUUGUUUAAACUUCUGGGCACAGAAGAUAGCAUUUCGACAAAGCAGUAUGUCGAGGUACUAGGGCGUAUAUUUAAAAUAUCAGAAGGGAAGCAACUGGAACCGAAUGAAAUGCGAACUGUAAAAAGGGCUGUGUCCGGACUUUUUAAGAGUCUUCAAAGUGAACCGGUAAGGGUCAGAAUUGACUUUGAAAGUCUACGUGAGAUAGGUCUUUAUCUUCCAAGUCAUGACGGGAGAUUAACAAAGUCAAGCAUGUUGGUUUUUGAUGAUGCACCACAUUAUAAAAGUCGAAUGCAGGGGAAUGUGGGGAUGCUAAUGCUGGUGGAUCUCAGCCAGUGUUAUCUGGGAAAAGACCAUUCAUUUCAUACAAAGUUAAUCAUGCUGCUCCCUUCAAAACUUAGGCCAAGGUUACUCAGUGGAAUCUUGGAAGAGAUCUUAGAUGAAGAAACGCCAAAAAUAUGUCAGUUUGGGGCACUUUGUUCACUACAGGGCCGUCUUCAGUUGCUGCUUUCCUCAGAACAGUUCAUCACAGGCCUUAUCCGGAUUAUGAAGCAUGAAAAUGACAAUGCCUAUUUGGCAAACGAAGAAAAAGCCAAUCGACUUUGCAAGGCCUUGCGUGAAGGUCUAAAAGUUUCCUGCUUUGAGAAACUGCAGACGAGCCUUCGAAUAAAAGGGUGUAGUACCAUCCCUCAUAGUAAAAGUGAAACGUUGGCAUUCCUGAAGAGAUAUGGAAAUGCAGUGAUACACUUGUAUAUCCAGCAUGCAGAGGGCAAGGAUAUUAAUUUUCUAUUGGCCCUGGCAAUGACCCUUAAAACUGCCACUGACAACUUGAUUUUGGAUACUUCCUACCUAAUAGCCAUGCUUGGCUGCAAUGACAUCUACAGAAUCAAUGAAAAACUGGACAACUUAGGUGUGAAGUAUGAUUCUUCUACUGAACGUUCAAAACUUGAACUGCCUUUACCAGGCACACCUAUACCAGCUGAAAUCCAUUACUUACUCCUCAUGGAUCCCUUGAAUGUAUUCUACCCAGGCGAAUAUGUUGGGUAUCUUGUCGAUGCUGAAGGUGGUGAUAUAUAUGGAUCAUACCAGCCAACGUACACUUAUGCCAUCAUUGUGCAAGAAGUAGAACGUGAAGGAGCUGAUCAUUCCAGCUUUCUGGGAAAGUAUUUCCAGAUUGACAUCGGCUACAGUGAGUACAAAAUUGUAAGUUCUCUAGAUCUGUACAAGUUUUCAAGACCUGAUGAAAGUUCGCAAGGGAGAGAUAGUACACCCACCACUCCUACAAGUCCCACUGAAUGCCUUUCUCCAGGCCUCAGGCCGAUACCUCCCCAUUUUCCUGGAAGGGAAAGCCAUCGAGCACCAACUUCAAAGCACCAGUCUCCAAAGAAGAUUAAGCUACAUGCCCUGCCUGAAAUCCUUCGAGAGGUCACCUUGGUACUGGAACAGGCUUGGAGACUUCCUGAGUCAGAAAGGAAAAAGAUAAUACGACGGUUAUAUCUCAAGUGGCAUCCUGAUAAAAAUGCAGAUAAUCUGGAAAUAGCAACUGAAGUCUUCAAGCAUGUACAGAAUGAAAUCAAUAGGCUAGAAAAGCAAGGGAUAGGAGGUUCUGAAUUCGGUACUGACCGAGCUUCUAGAAGAACCUACUCUUCUUCAUCUGCUCGCUUCCAAUCAGAAAAGUUCUCAUUUCAGAGAUUUUACACAUCCUGGAAUCAGGAAGCAACUAGCCAUAAAUCUGACAGGCAGCAUUUUAAAGCCAAAUUUGCUUCAGCUCCAGGUUCGUCUCAUUCUUCACGGUUUUUUGUGCCCCCAACCUUCAAAACUGUGGGCAACCCCAUUGAGGCACGAAGAUGGCUCAGGCAGGCACGAGCAAACUUCUCUGCAGCUAGAAAUGACCUGCACAAAAAUGCUAAUGAGUGGGUAUGUUUCAAGUGCUACUUGGCAGCAAAGCUUGCUUUGAUAUCAGCUGAAUAUGCAGUUAAGGGGAAGUCUGACAAAGACGUCAAACCAGCUGCACUUGCACAUAAAGUGGAGGAAUACAGCCAAAGUCUGGCAGGACUUGCAGCAGAUGUAAAUACUCUGGAAGCAUAUGGUGUGGAUGGAUUGAGAACCCGGUAUCCAGAUCUCCUCCCCUUUCCUCUAAUUCCAAAUGAUAAAUUCACUACGGAUGUUGCAAUGAGAGUGAUGGAAUGCACUGCACGGAUCAUCAUAAAACUUGAAAACUUCAUUCAACAAAAACUGUAAGGUUACAAUUGGUAAGGUUAGGAAACACAUAGGCAUUAAUCUGGACAACAGUUAAUACAAACAGAAGCAUUUUGUCAUCUAGGAUGAAUCAAGGAUAUCUUAUCCUUCUGUAAACGUAGCUGUCAUGAAAUGUUCAUGUAGUCUUGUUAAAUUAACUUUGUUUCAUGAAUUAAAACUGAAAACAUAGCACAGCACUUGUUGCAAUAGUUCUGAGCCAGUUGCCCUUUCUAAAUGGCCAAAAACUCUUUUACUUAUGCACCAGAUCAUAACCAGUUUGCCAUCUGCAAGCUCUAUAUAUGAAAUGCUUUGAAAAAAUGCAAAGAAUUCUUCGUAAAGAAUUAAAAUGAAUUAGAUGUCCAGCGAGCUAUCCUCCAAAUGAGUGUCAUGAUUAGUUCAAUGCCCCGCAUAAUAUUUAAAACUUUCAUUAAGACCAACAUGUUCACCUCUAAACCAUACGUAAUAUACUGAAUAAAUAGUUUUUUGUAUGAAGUCGUUUCAUAUUCAGUCAAUUUAUCAAUUUGAUUAUUAUCUUGCUCACACUCGUAAACAUUUUAGUGAUUAAACCCGCUCAAAGUUUCCUUUGCACUUUUUGGACAAUAUGGAAACCUGUAUAUACACACCAAUAUGAUUUGAAGGCAUUCCUUUCAAGUAACUGUUUUGCUUUGAGAGAGAGGUUUUUCGUAAAAGAUGAUAGUCCCACUUUAACUCCAAAUUUAACAUUAAAUUUCUUUCAAUGCAUUUGGCUAAGCAUGAUCAAGGUAAGCCGUUUCGUGUAUCAGUGCUGAAACCCUGUGAUCUUUUCAUGCAUCUUCAUCAGCUGGAGCAGUGCAGACCAGGGUAAAGCUGAACUUUACGUAGCUGCUGGAAUUAAGCUACUGUUCCGAUAGAAGUAUGGGCAGGCUUACUUUCCUUAAUUUUAAUGCCUUAAGUACAUGCAACAGAUUAUAGUAACUUGCACUAGAUGAAUCCAAGAAGUUUCUUAACCUAUCUCCUUUGCGGGGAAAGGAGAGGGUUAAGAUUUAAGUUGUUUUCUCAAUGCUUGCAAUUGAAGUACCAAUGGCUGUUACUAAGUAAGUAUCUUUUGCCAAGUAUAUAUACAAUAGAAAUCUUGAAAUAAACAUCCUACACAGUUGAAAUCUUGACACAUUCUAUGAGCAUUCACAAAACACAGACUGGGUCUAAACAUUGGUCUACAAGUAUAUAUAUCACACCAUAGUUUUACAGAAUAAAUGAAUUGUUUGCAAACUAUCACAGGUUUGAAACCUGAAGGUUCUAUUUAAUUGUAUAAUAAAAAAAAAUCAUUUUAUAUAUGCAUUAUUGUGCAAUAUUUUUGUUUAAGAUAUUUGAGUACUUCCUGACAAUAACAAAAAACAUUGUUCACUGAAUCAACAAUGAGGUGUAAUGGACUGAUGUAUUUUUGACUACUUUGCAUGACAUUUUCAUAGUCAGUUUCUGCUAUUCAUUGUGCAGAUGAUGUGUGUGUUUAAUGUAUUUUUGGUUUUGAUUUUAUAUUAUUGUAUUUUAGUGAACAGAUGGCAGAGGUGCUGAUCUGCAGAACACUUUUAUAUUUUUAAUGUAUUUCCUGUAUUUUAUUUAAUGUUUCUCAUUUUUCUAGAAGAGAUGGGAUAACUUGGUUGUUAUCAGUGUAUUCAUACUGAAUGUAAUAACAGGAUUCUGCUUUUUAGCUUUCUAUACAAAUCAGUAAUUAGGAAUUUUAUUUGGCACCCUGAUACAUUGAUUUAAAUAUAUUUCAGUGGUGGGAAAGCUGAAAACAAUAAUUAGAGUUUCUUUUCACUAAUAUUGAGUACUGUUCAGCAUUUCUGCAAAAAGGUCACUUGUAUUUUUUUUCUGUUGAAAAAGGUAGCUUCUUCUUGAGAUCAUUUUUUUUCCCAAGCCAAGUCAAAGUAAUAUACAAACACCAUUCACUUAAUUUUGAUUCACUGCUUCUUUUUGGAGCUCCAUAUAUGUUCUUUCAUGCAAAACAUACAAAAUGCUGAAGGAACUCAACAGGUCAGGGAGAUCAAUGGAGAGGAAUAAAGAGCUGAAGUUUUGGGCCAAGGUCGAUGAAGGGUCUUGGCCCGAAAUAUUGGCUCUAUUCUCCUCUCCAUAGAUGUUGCCUGACCUGCUGAAUUCUUUCAUCAUUUUGUGUCUGUUUUUCUGCAUUUUCAGCAUCUGCAGAAUUUCUUGUGUUUUUGUUACAUGCAGAAUUUUCUCACUGAUCUAAUCCUAUUGUUACAUUCCCUUCGAGGAAAUACUUCUGUUUUUAAAAACUCGAUUUUCCUUAUACAAGCGAGGCACAUUUGGACACUUAUCUCUGACCAAGCACAAUAUUCCAUAACAACAACAGUUCACUGGUUUAUGAGAACACUUGUAAUACCCAUGCAAUUUUUCUACACUAUUUGAAGACAAAAGGGUUUCAGCAUUAUAAUUAUUUUCUUGUACUUUCCUUAAUUUUAUAUGCUUGUGUUAGAGUUUUAGAAUGUUGCCAUCUCAGCUAUAUUAACUAAUUCAUCAUGACUUUAUGCAGAAAUAUGUGUUCAGUACUCAAAAUUUUGAAACAGAGAGGACUGUGUAGCUAGUUAACUGUCAAUGUUUCUUUGAUACACAUCAGCAACUUCAGUGCCAUUUAGGAAUAUGAUCACAUGUCGUACAUACUGUCUUAAUUGAUUUUGCUGUUGUGUAUAUAUUUGACAGAACUGUUACUGCAAGACUAUGGUGUGACAUUUACUAGCAGCAGGUAAUCUGGGCAUAGACUGCUGCGAUAAAUGUAUUUUUGAGAAGUGAUUAUAGUACUGCUCAUGAAUUUGGAGCAGUGUAGCUCUGUCAGCUGAUGUACCAAGUAUCACAACUACAAUAAAGCA
Mobula hypostoma (lesser devil ray) is the source of this 17242-nucleotide messenger RNA. It is a transcript of the gene sacs, whose product is annotated as sacsin molecular chaperone. Lineage: Eukaryota; Metazoa; Chordata; Chondrichthyes; Myliobatiformes; Myliobatidae. Bases 633 to 14381 code for a protein of 4582 amino acids. Gene Ontology annotation, molecular function: Hsp70 protein binding. The transcript is spliced from 10 exons. The record is from RefSeq and is a predicted model, not a curated record.